Lineus longissimus is the source of this 864-nucleotide messenger RNA. Its product is annotated as transmembrane protein 45B-like. The record is from RefSeq and is a predicted model, not a curated record. Bases 1 to 864 code for a protein of 287 amino acids. NCBI's taxonomy places the organism in Eukaryota, Metazoa, Nemertea, Pilidiophora, Heteronemertea, Lineidae. The transcript has a single exon.
AUGAGUAAAGUUGCCGAAUACGCCUUCCAAGGUGUCACCUUCCUCUUAUUCGGGGUGUGGUGGACUACACAGAUCCUUCGCCGAUACUAUAGAGGCCGACUUGAACGGGGUCCUACUUACAUGUCUUCCCUUACAUUCCCCUGCUGCUGCCACCGGGCAAAGCAUUGGCAGCUAGAAGGGAUACUCAAGCUGCUGUUCUCCAUUUCCUUAGGUAUAACAUCAUUGGUGGCAGCCUUCCUCUCCAGGGAGGCGGAUGGACAACUUAACCCCAGCAUUGUGAAAUACCUCGUAGUCGCCUUCUUCUUCGGGUUCAGUGGAGUAAUAGACAUUAUCAUGGUCGCCCAUAAGACGUUCUUACCACGGAAUACUGACUAUGUCUUCUUCCUUUUAGCUUUCCUUGCACAAGGGUUCCUGCAGUACAACAGUUUGUAUGGAACUCCUAUAGUAGAGGAACAGCUCCAUCUGUUAAUCGUCUACAUCUGCUUCGGCACCGCGUUAUGCCUUUUGGCAGAAAUGCGAUGGCCGAAAAACGUCCUUUUCGCUUUAGGUCGUGCCUUCUUAGUUCUACUGCUCGGAACCUGGACAUUCCAAAUCAGUGCCAUUUUGUGCAAUCCAAUGCCUAUGAAAGUGUUCAACUGGGAUAUGAAGGACCCCAAACUAUUACUAAGCGUGACUGAGAUGUUUGCUUGUCAUGUGUGGUUCAUUUUCAUCGGGAUGGUUUUGGUUGCUGUUAUAUUUCGCCGUCUCGCUGCCAGUGGACCUUUGCCUCCUGAAAGGGAGGACGGGGCCAUGACGGAGCUGAUACCGCGGGGUGAACGGAAUGGUCAAGAUGAUAGUCACCUGUAUGAGAUUUCUGACGAUUAA